ACCAACAUGUCUGACAAAAGUGACUUAAAAGCUGAGCUAGAGCGCAAAAAACAGCGCUUAGCACAGAUAAGAGAAGAGAAGAAACGGAAGGAAGAGGAGAGGAAAAAGAAAGAGGCUGAUAUGCAGCAGAAGAAAGAACCAGUUCAGGAUGACUCUGACCUGGAUCGCAAACGCCGAGAGACAGAGGCUUUGCUGCAAAGCAUUGGGAUAUCGCCGGAGCCCCCUCUAGUCCCAACCCCUAUGUCUCCCUCCUCGAAAUCAGUGAGCACUCCCAGUGAAGCUGGAAGCCAAGACUCAGGCGACCUGGGACCAUUGACAAGGACCCUGCAGUGGGACACAGACCCCUCAGUACUCCAGCUGCAGUCAGACUCAGAACUUGGACGAAGACUGCAUAAGCUGGGUGUGUCGAAGGUUACCCAAGUGGAUUUCCUGCCCAGGGAGGUAGUGUCCUACUCCAAGGAGACCCAGACUCCUCUGGCUACACAUCAAUCUGAAGAGGAUGAGGAUGAUGAGGAAAUGGUAGAACCUAAAGUUGGCCAGGAUUCAGAACUGGAAAAUCAAGACAAAAAACAGGAGGUGAAGGAAGCUCCUCCAAGGGAGCUGACAGAGGAAGAAAAACAGCAGAUCCUUCACUCAGAGGAAUUUCUCAUCUUUUUUGAUCGGACAAUACGGGUAAUUGAAAGAGCGCUGGCAGAAGACUCCGAUAUCUUCUUUGACUAUAGUGGUCGAGAGUUAGAGGAAAAAGAUGGGGAUGUCCAGGCUGGAGCCAACCUUUCUUUCAAUCGUCAGUUCUACGAUGAGCAUUGGUCCAAGCACCGAGUAGUGACUUGUAUGGACUGGUCUCUCCAGUACCCCGAGCUGAUGGUCGCUUCCUACAACAACAACGAAGAUGCUCCCCAUGAACCAGAUGGAGUGGCCUUGGUUUGGAACAUGAAGUUUAAGAAAACCACACCAGAAUACGUCUUCCACUGUCAGUCCUCUGUGAUGUCAGUCUGCUUUGCUCGUUUCCAUCCCAAUUUGGUAGUUGGUGGGACUUACUCGGGCCAGAUUGUCCUGUGGGAUAAUCGCAGUCAUCGGAGGACGCCAGUCCAGCGGACACCCUUGUCGGCUGCUGCGCACACACAUCCCGUGUACUGUGUAAAUGUUGUUGGGACCCAGAAUGCUCAUAACCUCAUCACUGUCUCUACCGAUGGUAAAAUGUGUUCCUGGAGCCUGGACAUGCUCUCCACUCCACAGGAGAGCAUGGAGCUGGUGUACAAUAAGUCCAAGCCUGUGGCUGUUACCGGAAUGGCUUUCCCAACGGGAGACGUCAAUAACUUCGUGGUUGGCAGCGAGGAGGGUACAGUCUACACGGCCUGUCGUCAUGGAAGCAAAGCAGGUAUUGGGGAAGUCUUCGAAGGCCACCAAGGGCCAGUGACAGGAAUUAACUGCCACAUGGCAGUGGGCCCAAUCGACUUUUCACACCUGUUUGUCACGUCGUCGUUCGACUGGACCGUCAAACUGUGGACCACAAAGCACAACAAGCCGCUCUACUCCUUUGAAGACAAUGCAGACUAUGUGUACGAUGUCAUGUGGUCCCCCGUGCAUCCCGCGCUCUUUGCCUGCGUGGACGGGAUGGGGCGCUUGGACCUCUGGAACCUCAACAAUGACACAGAGGUUCCAACAGCAAGUGUGGCCAUUGAGGGGGCAUCCGCCCUAAACCGUGUUCGUUGGGCUCAAGGUGGCAAAGAAGUUGCCGUUGGGGACUCAGAAGGCCGUAUUUGGAUCUAUGACGUCGGAGAGCUUGCAGUUCCCCACAAUGAUGAGUGGACCCGAUUUGCCAGGACGCUCGUGGAGAUUCGUGCGAACAGAGCUGACAGCGAGGAGGAAGGCACCGUUGAGUUAUCUGCCUAGUGGAAAUGAGCCGUCCCCACCUUGACGUUCUAGAGCUCGGCAUCUGCAGUCAUCAAGUCCGCUGUAUUCAGUGUCCAUUCAGUAUCAGUAUUGCCGUGACCGUUUAGGUGCCAUGUUGUGCCAGCUUUGCUCCAAGUAUUCCAGAUGUAUACUGUCCAUGACCUGACAUUCACCAGAGCAUUUCUGUCUUUAUAUUUCUGUCUCAAAAGUGGGGAUGGGGAGGUAGGAGCCUUUUUGCGUUGAGUUCUUGCCUUUUAACUACUUAGUAGCUGUAUUUAAUAGCUGGAAACCUCUGGCUAAAUUUGUGCUUACACGCACUUCUGGCAUAGUCCUAUUAAAUCCAUAUGAAGCCAGAUAUGAUUAGGUGCAGAUGUGGUGUCAUGCUAUGGUACAGGGCCAAAGACUUGAGAUGUGGCGUUUUACACGGUGACUCACAUUAUGAAUGGAUUUACUAGAAGAACAUUGCUGCUCCUUAUUUAUUGUGGUGUGCUGCAUGGAACAUAUUUAUUUGAAAGCAUUAAAAUAAACGAUCCUAGAGCAUGUGCAUAAUGAGAGGACUGCAUUGUCUCUCUGUUGCUGUUGAGGUUACAUUAAGUUCCAAAUAACAAUUACAGUAUGCCGGUUCCACUGAGGACAUGAAAUCUUUAGAGGUUUGUUGCAGUGAAUGGAAUGAAUUUUAAUGCCUAUUAUUUCUAGGUACUUUAACAAUAUUUCAAAUAUAGUUGAUCAUUGAUAUUUGUCAUUCAAGCUAACCCAGUCUGACAAAAGUCUGUGGUUCCUAACUAUGACACCAGUAUUGCCAAUAAAAUGUUCCA
Lagenorhynchus albirostris (white-beaked dolphin) is the source of this 2708-nucleotide messenger RNA. It is a transcript of the gene DYNC1I1, whose product is annotated as dynein cytoplasmic 1 intermediate chain 1. The transcript is spliced from 16 exons. Gene Ontology annotation, molecular function: dynein light chain binding; dynein heavy chain binding. Lineage: Eukaryota; Metazoa; Chordata; Mammalia; Artiodactyla; Delphinidae. Bases 7 to 1893 code for a protein of 628 amino acids. Gene Ontology annotation, biological process: transport along microtubule. The record is from RefSeq and is a predicted model, not a curated record. Gene Ontology annotation, cellular component: cytoplasmic dynein complex.